Molecule: messenger RNA, 4737 nt
Organism: Chiloscyllium plagiosum (whitespotted bambooshark)
Lineage: Eukaryota; Metazoa; Chordata; Chondrichthyes; Orectolobiformes; Hemiscylliidae
Source: RefSeq, a predicted model, not a curated record
UGUUAAGAUCCUAGGAUGAAGGCUAUUAAACAGCAAGUGUCCACAAACAACACCAAGGCACAGAACAAGCAAACAGGAAUUCUUGCUGCAGCAAAGGUGAUUGAAACAAAAAGUGAGGAAGAGCUGGAAGAUUAUAUUGUGGAAAUUGAUAUCCUGGCAUCAUGUGAUCAUGAUCAUAUUGUCAAGCUGCUUGAUGCAUUUUACUAUGAAAACAAGCUGUGGAUUCUGAUAGAGUUCUGUGCUGGAGGAGCUGUAGAUGCAGUAAUGCUGGAAUUGGAAAGAGCUCUGACUGAGCCUCAAAUUCGAGUAAUUUGUAAACAUACACUGGAAGCUCUGAGCUACCUCCAUGACAACAAGGUGAUCCACCGAGACUUGAAAGCAGGGAAUAUCCUGCUCACAAUGGAAGGAGAUGUCAAACUGGCUGAUUUUGGGGUCUCAGCAAAGAAUAACAGGACAUUGCAACGAAGGGACUCCUUUAUUGGGACACCUUACUGGAUGGCACCCGAAGUUGUGAUGUGUGAGACGUCAAAAGACAAACCUUAUGAUUAUAAGGCAGAUAUCUGGUCACUUGGUGUCACCCUGAUUGAGUUGGCUCAAAUGGAGCCACCGCACCAUGAGCUGAAUCCUAUGAGAGUCCUACUGAAAAUUGCUAAAGCUGACCCACCCACACUGACGCAACCAUCCCGAUGGUCUCCUGAGUUCAGUGAUUUCCUGAAAAAGGCAUUGGAGAAGAAUGUUGAGAUGAGGUGGUCAUCCCAGCAGUUGCUACAGCAUCCAUUUGUGGUGAAUGUUAACAGCAAUAAGCCAGUGAGGGAGUUGAUUGCAGAAGCAAAGGCAGAGGUAACAGAAGAGAUUGAAGAGAGCAAGGAGGAUGAAGAGGAGGAGGAUUCUGAAAAUGCAGCAGCUUUGCCAGGACAUAAACGUGCCCCAUCAGAUAUCAGCACAGCCAGCUCUGAGGAUGAAAAAUUAUCCCAGUCUCCCUCAGUCCUUGAGGCAGUUUCUGAGAAAAUGGAGACAGAGUCCAUUGAAGAAAAUACAGACAAGGUCAGCGACAAGCUGUCAGAUGAAGGGAUUGGUACCAGUGAAGGGGAGAAGCCAACGGAGAACAAUGCUGCUGACACCAAUAAUGAAGAUGUACAAGGAGGUAGUGAGAAACUGGAUACCAAGGUUGGGAAACCUGUGCCGUUCGAAGAAAAAUCUGAGACCGAAGAGCUAAAUGUGGAGAUCCCAGAAGCUGAUGAAAGCACUGAACAAUCUCUGAAAGAAGUUGAGGUGCAUGAGGAUGUUAGAAAACCUGAAAAUGAAAGAGUCAAAGUGUCAGAGGUAGAAAAGGAAAAUGCAACUGGAAAAGGGAAAGAGGCAGACACAGAGCCAAAUGAAGAUAAAGUGGAGAGAGAGAACAAAACAACCAACCCUGAGGUGACAGAAGCCUUGGCAGAAACACAAGCAGAGAAAAGUGAGCAAGAAGCAGCAAGGGAAGCUUCCAGUGCAACAGUGAUCAGUGUGCAAUCGAAAGAGCAUAUACCUGAAGAAACAAUGGAUGUAAUUCCUGGGGAAGGAAAACAGGAUGUGACAGAGUCAACUGUAAACACCCCAGCUCUUCCCAGUGAAGAAGCAAAAGAGGAGAAGCAGGCUGAUGAUCUCAAAGUAAACUCUGCUACGCAAUCAGUGGAAGGUGAAGGAUGUUGUGAGAUAAAAAUUGUAACUGAGAGUGGUGUAAAAGUAGGGUACACUUCAGAGACAGAGGCUGAAACUAAGGCACAAUCUGAAACUAACCCUUCAGCAGCAGCAGCAGCAGCAGCAGCAGCAGCAGUAACACAGAGUGGCGAGUUGAAUGAAACACAAGAUGCUAUGCCAUAUAAAGUGAGGGAAACAGAGAGUGAGAGUCCAGAUGACAUAAAGCUGGAGAUGAUCCCUGAAAUCAGUGUCACCACUGAAGAAAUGAAGGAAAAUUUGGAUCCUGCUGCACAAUCGAAGGGCAUGGGUAAAGAGAAAGAGAGAGAUGCGGAUUCUGGGAGCGGGUCAAUGGCAGACAACAACAGCAUAGACUUAAGCCUGUCCAUAUCCAGCUUCUUGUCCCGCAACAAGGAGACUGGAUCCAUAUCACUUCAGGAAAUGAAGCAACAGAAAAAAACAUUGAAGAAAACACGUAAGUUUAUGGUCGAUGGUGUGGAGGUAAAAGUGACAACAUCAAAAAUUGUUACAGAUAAUGACAAAAACAAUGAAGAAAUGAGGUACCUCAGGCGCCAAGAGUUGCGUGAGCUGCGGCUUCUUCAGAAAGAGGAACAACGUACACAGCAGCAACUCAGCAAUAAGCUGCAGCAGCAGCGUGAGCAGAUCUUUCGCCGUUUUGAGCAGGAGAUGACAAGUAAGAAGCGUCAGUAUGACCAUGAAAUUGAAAACUUGGAACGGCAGCAGAAACAGACAAUUGAGCGUCUUGAACAAGACCACACUACCCGCUUGCGAGAUGAAGCAAAGAGGAUCAAAUCCGACCAGGAAAAGGAGCUGUCAAAAUUCCAGAGCAUUUUAAAAAAUCGCAAAAAAGAGGUUAAAAAUGAAGUGGAUAAACUCCCCAGAGAACAGAGAAAAGAACAAAUGAAACGAAUUCGAGAGGAGCUUUCGCAGUCCUUGCAUGCUCAGGAACAGGAGUUUCUCCAGAAGCAGCAGCAGGAGUUGGAUGGAGCACUGAAGAAAAUUAUUCAUCAGCACAAACUGGAGCUUGCUACCAUUGAACGCGAGUGUCUCAACAACAAACAGCAGCUGAUGAGAGCCAGAGAGGCAGCAAUUUGGGAACUGGAGGAGCGGCAUCUACAAGAAAAACAUCAACUUCUCAAGCAGCAGUUGAAAGAUCAAUACUUCAUGCAGAGGCACCAACUUUUAAAAAGGCAUGAGAAGGAAAUGGAACAGAUGCAGAGAUACAACCAGCGACUUAUCGAGGAUCUGAAGAAUCGACAAACUCAGGAGAGAGCCAGGUUGCCCAAAAUCCAGCGCAGUGAAGCCAAGACCCGCAUGGCCAUGUUCAAAAAGAGUCUGCGAAUUGGCUCCUCGAGCUCACCAGAGCAAGACCGGGAGAAAAUUAAACAGUUUGCUAGCCAGGAGGAGAAGAGACAGAAAAAUGAAAGGCUACAGCAGCACCAGAAACAUGAAAAUCAGAUGAGAGACCUUCAGCUCCAGUGUGACGCCAAUAUUCGGGAAUUGCAGCAGCUACAGAAUGAAAAGUGCCAUUUGCUAAUCGAACACGAGACACACAAACUGAAGGAGGUGGAUGAAGAGCAUGGUCAGGAGCUGAAGGAGUGGAGGGACAAACUUAGACCCAGGAAGAAGGCUUUAGAGGAAGAAUUUGCUCGCAAGUUGCAGGAGCAGGAGGUCUUUUUCAAGAUGAGUGGUGAAUCUGAAUGCCUCAAUCCAUCUGCACAGAGCCGUAUUUCCAAGUUCUACCCCGUCCCAAGCCUGCAUUCUACAGGAUCCUAACUGUGGGGCUCCCAGGAGUUUCUCUUACUCAUUCAGUAAACAAAUGUUUGAUAGUGCUGAUCCAGUCACCUGCAGCAGGACCCUUUACUAUCUUUGAGUUUGAAGACAGUCAGGAUGCAGCUGUUUGAAUUUACAUGUUUUGAACCUUAUUGGAUUGUUUGCACCUGGAGAUCCUGGAUAAGAUGCAAGACUGCAUUUCCUAGCAGUCCAAAGUGGAAGACAUGAUGGGAGUGGUGUGUCUGUAUCAUUCAUAGCACAACUUUAAUAAUUUUUAAUACUCUUCUUUUGCCGAACCUUUUGAUCCUAUUGUCUGUUGGCCACAGAGCAGGAAAAUAGACUCUAGGUUCCUGUAUUAGGUCACAGAAGAUCUUUGUAUCCAGAGAGAUAUGCUAGAAAUGCAGUGAGAGUUCUGGUGAAAUGGUAAUAGUUGUCUAAUGAAUCAUGGAGUAUUGCCAUGUCUAAGAGUUUCCAUUGCAAUUAGCAGGUUUUAAUAGAUAUUGCAGAUUUCUGCAUUAUUCAGCGCUAUCUAAUAGCUUAUCAAUUCAACCAGAAAUAAGCAUUUUCAAGUCUGCGAGUUUGACAGCAUCUGUGAAGAGAGAAAAAUGAGUUUCAGGUCUUGCAUUAUAUCAGAGCUAAUGGAAGUCACUGACUUGAAACAUUAGUUCUUGUUUCUGUCUCCACAGAUGUCAAUGCAGAUUUUUUGUGUGUAUGAAUCAUUUGCUGUUGAAUUUCAGCCUUUUUGUGAAAAGGGGCCUUGCAUCUCAAUGACACAAAACCUUAAAUCAGAAAUAUGACCAUGCUGUAACCUUUGACUGAUACUGAGCAAAAACGUCACUUUGCACUUAGUGCCCUCAUUGAGCGAAAUCAGAGAUUAGGAACAUUAAAACUACAAUACCACAACACUCAGCUGAAUUCAACCUGUGUAUCGGUACUGACUGUAUACUGCCCUAGAGCCUGAAAUAUAAGGGUGCUUGAUUUGGAUGAAUAAAUGUUAGCGAGUUUUGAGAAUGAAAAUGAACCUUCCAGCUCAGCGAGCAAACACACAUCCUUGGAUGAAUAAAAUUAUGCAUGAUUUGUGGAAACUAACUAAUGUUUAGACCCUAUUCAGCAUGAAAUGCUGGAAUUGUGAUAAAAUAUUCUGGUAUCAACUUGGUUGGUUAGAAGCACGUUGAUUCAGCAAAUCAUGCGUUCAGGAACCAUCACUACAUUUCCCUAAAUAUUGUUGUUUUCCAAAAAAAAGUUGUAUUUCCCUAAAUUCCCAGGAGA